Molecule: messenger RNA, 1035 nt
Organism: Cutaneotrichosporon cavernicola
Lineage: Eukaryota; Fungi; Basidiomycota; Tremellomycetes; Trichosporonales; Trichosporonaceae
Exons: 3
Coding region: 1-1035 (344 amino acids)
Molecular function (GO): protein binding
Source: RefSeq, a predicted model, not a curated record
AUGUCUGCCCCGCUUAAUCCAGCUGAAAAGGUCGACGGCCUCCCGGAGCCUUGGCUUCGACAGUUUGACAGCUCGUACGGGUGUUACUUUUACAUUGACCCGUCCACCAACCCCCCAACCGUGUCGUGGGUCCAUCCCCUCGAGAAGGAUGGCGCGAUGCACCCCGAGCAGAUCCAGGCCAUCAAGAAUACCAUUGACCAGGAGCUCCAGGCCGAGGGCCACGCCGCCCCGCCCCCCUUCGACCCAGCCAACCCGGGCAACAACCCUUAUCUCCAAGCUCCUACGCCCCAGCCGCCUCAAGAGAAGCCAAAGCGCCGCCGCAACUAUGAUGUGGCCGACGGACAGCUACUCGAGAAGAUGGGCAAGCCGCUCGCCGAGGUCGAGGCCGAGGAGAGGGCCAAGCUCGAGGCGGAGAAGCGCGCAGCAGCCCAACACCAGGCGCAGCAAGACCCCGUGCAGAGCCGUGGUGCCCUGUCCUCGCUACUUGGUGCUGCCCUGAGCGGCGGAGGAGGCCGUCACAGCGGGAUGGGUUACGGCGGCGGCGGCAUGGGCGGUAUGGGGAUGGGAGGAAUGGGCGGCAUGGGAGGAAUGGGAGGCAUGGGUGGAGGAGGCCUCGGCAUGCUCCUCGGCAGCAGUAUGGGUGGUCGCCCAAGCCGCUACAACGGCGGAUACUCUGGUGGGUGCUACACGCACUCGAUGGGCCCGCCUCCGUUCGGCAUGUACAGCCCCAUGAUGGGCGGCGGCAUGGGUGGCAUGGGCAUGGGUAUGGGAGGGAUGGGAGGGAUGGGAAUGGGGGGAAUGGGGAUGGGAGGCAUGGGAGGCAUGGGAGGCAUGGGCGGCAUGGGCAUGGGCGGCAUGGGCAUGGGAGGUAUGGGAGGUAUGGGUGGCGGCUCGGCGCUCGGAAUGCUCGCUCCCCUGCUCAUGGGUGGCAUGGCCGGUGGGAUGAUGGGCGAUAUGAUGUCUGACAGAAACGACGGCGACUAUGGCGGCGGGUUUGGCGGCGGGUUUGGCGGCAAUGGCUCUGACAGCGACUAG